AUGUUGAGACAAUCGGUAAACAACGGUAAAGAUGUUCUGCCACUACCACCACAACAUAUUUGGGCAAGCGAUCCUAGAACUUCAGCUAUACGACGUACACUUUUAUUAAGAUGGGCAAUUAUUUCUAUUAGUGUAUGGAUUGUUUGUUUUCUAGUUUACUUGAUAUUUUAUGGUGCGUCGCGUUAUCCAGAACGUCUCACAAAACAUUUACAUGUAAUUCUCGUUGAUUUUGAUCAAGAGCAGGCCGGCACUGUUUUUCUGCAAGCAUUUAAAGGUAAUCCAGCAUUAGGCUGGAUUUAUCGGUCACCAGCAUAUUAUCAAAAUGAUCCCGAUAGAUUGAUACAUGAAGUAAACGAUGGUAAUGUAUGGGCAGCUGUUUAUAUUAAAGCAGGUACCACGCAAUUAAUUAAUUCGACAAUUAAUUCUAUCUUUACAACAACGUAUGAAUCUACUGUGCCACUAAAUCCAACAAUAACAUUUAUUUAUGACGAGGGUCGUAGCAUUAGUGUACCAUUUUACAUUAUCCAGCCAAUCACUAAUGCCUUAAUGGGAAUAAGUGCGAGAUAUUCAGCUAUUCUACUAAAUCAACUCAAUCAACGGCUGUUAUCAUCAUCAAACGGUAGCAUUGUACUUUCAAUUAAUUCUGUUCUAAUAGGACCUGCUUUAAGUAAUCCCUUAAGAUAUACUGUAUUGAAUAUACAUCCAGCAUUUUCAUAUGCUGGUACUAUUGGCACUACACUUGGUUAUCUCUUUCUCUGGGUCAUUGCUGUUGCUCAUGUAGGGCUAACUAUAGGUAUUACAUCACCUCUAAUUGGAAAAUUUAAAAUAAUUGACAUUAUUUUAUUUCGCUUAUUUUAUGGUCUAUUUCAAGGUCUUAUUUUUGCAAUAAUUUUUUCAUUAUGUGUUCUAUGGUUUACUGGUGCACCAUUACACGGUAUAUUUGUUCGUUACUGGCUAUUCAAUUGGCUAGCAAUUAUGACAGCUAUUGCCAUCAAUGGAACUGUUACAAUUAGUUUCGGAGAUUUCGCCGAAUUUGUAUUAUUAAUAUUUCUUGUAUUAAAUUUAGCGACAGGUGCCAAUAUUAUACCCCUUGAACUUAGUUCAAGAUUUUAUAGAAUUGGUUAUGGUUUACCGUUGUAUCAAUGCAUGAGCGCCGGAAAACAUUUUGUAUUUGGUUCAUUUACACACUUGAGCUUAAAUGUUGGUGUGUUACUUGCAUGGUAUUUCGGUAUUUUAGGAUUUAUUUUAGUUAUCACUUAUUAUCGUGGGAAAAAACAAGAACAAAAACUACUGGAAAAACAACGAAAUGGUGAGGAAUCAGAAGAAAAAGAGAACGUCGAUUGA
This is a messenger RNA of Didymodactylos carnosus, 1344 nucleotides long. NCBI's taxonomy places the organism in Eukaryota, Metazoa, Rotifera, Eurotatoria, Philodinida, Philodinidae. The record is from the annotation of a GenBank genome assembly.